AUAUCUAAAUUAUCUUUUGAUCCCAAUUCCAAUCAAGCAUUCCAUUUGCAAUGUAUUUAUUGAUCCCAAACAAUACAAUAUUCAUUGAAGUAAAGAAAAUCUGUUGAUCCAUAGUUAUUUAUGGCGUUAAAUAAUCUUUUUCUUGUUGCUAGUUUUGUGCUGAUUUUUGAUAUUAUCAUUGAAGCUGCUUCCAUAUUCACCGACGGUUUUAAUCCGCCCCUCAACCGGAGCAGUUUUCCUGACGGUUUCAUUUUUGGUACAGCAUCAUCAGCUUAUCAGUUUGAAGGUGCAGCAAAUGUUGGUGGCAGAGGACCAAGUAUAUGGGAUACUUAUACUCAUAAUUAUCCAGAAAAGAUAUUGGAUAGAAGUAGCGGAGACGUAGCCAUCGAUGAAUAUCAUCGAUAUAAGGAAGAUGUUGAGAUCAUGAAGGAUAUAAACAUGGAUGCUUAUAGAUUCUCCAUCUCUUGGUCAAGAAUAUUGCCAAAAGGAAAGCUUAGUAGAGGUGUCAACAUGGAAGGGAUUAAUUAUUACAACAAUCUCAUCAAUGAACUUCUAGACAAAGGAAUUCAGCCGUUUGUGACCCUUUUUCAUUGGGAUCUUCCUCAAACACUUGAUGACGAAUAUGGUGGAUUUUUAAGUCAUAAUAUAGUGAAUGAUUUUCGAGAUUAUGCAGAGCUUUGUUUUAAGGAAUUUGGAGACAGAGUGAAACAUUGGAUUACAUUGAACGAGCCAUGGACUUUUAGCAAAUAUGGUUAUGCUGAUGGAAGGUCAGCACCUGGACGAUGUUCACCAUGGCAAAACCAAAAUUGCAACAGUGGUGAUUCGGCCAUUGAACCCUAUAUCGUUGCUCACAAUGAGUUACUUGCUCAUGCAACUGCUGUCAAAGUCUACAAGACCAAGUAUCAGGCAUCUCAAAUGGGUAUAAUAGGGAUAACACUGUCGUGUGACUGGAUGGUGCCACUCCAUGAUACAGAAUCGGAUCAUCGCGCGGCUCAACGAGCCGUUGAUUUCAUACUUGGAUGGUUUAUAGAGCCAUUGACAAUAGGAGACUAUCCAAGUUCCAUGAAGUCUUUGGUAGGAAGUCGAUUACCAAAGUUCUCUAAACAUGAAACCAAGCUUGUAAGAUGUUCCUUUGAUUUUCUUGGAUUAAACUAUUACACUUCAAAUUAUGCUACAGAUGCACCUGAACUAAGUGAUGCUAGGCCUAGCUUGCUCACUGAUUCUCAAGUUACUAUUACAAGGGAACGAAAUGGAAAACCUAUUGGGCCAAUGACUUCUUCAAUAUGGAUGUCAGUUUAUCCAAAGGGAAUUCAUGACCUGUUGCUCUAUACUAAAACAAAGUACAACAAUCCUUUGAUCUACAUAACUGAAAAUGGUAUAGAUGAGUUAAAUGAUCCAACACUCUCACUUGAAGAAGCCCUUGCAGAUACACCCAGGAUUGAUUACUAUUAUAAUCAUUUGUAUUAUCUUCAAACCGCAAUCAGAGACGGUGUGAAUGUAAAAGGAUAUUUUGCAUGGUCAUUGUUUGAUGACUUCGAAUGGAUAUUAGGCUAUAGGGUGAGGACUGGAAUAAACUUUGUAGAUUAUAAAAAUGGUCUUAAAAGAUAUCCAAAAAUAUCAGCCAUCUGGUUCCGGAAUUUCCUACAAAGGAAUAAAGUUAACUAUGAUGAUUUGCGCUAAGAAAUGAACUUAAUUUGUAUCCUAAAUAUGAUUGCAAUGAGCAAUACUGUUCAAUGUCAAAUUUGGCCUAAUGUGUAUGAUACAUUGUCUCAAGAUCUAGAUUCAUUAAAAGGAUAUAAGUUGAUUUUGUAAAGAUGAAGAAAUAAAAGUCCAAUUUAGAUAGAUUAGGCGAGAAGAAAGCUUGAAAGAAUUGAAAAAACUGAAUAAUAAUAAGUAUGAUACAUUGCACAUGAUAAGAAGCAUUUAUUAAUCUUCUUUUUAUUUCAAA
Molecule: messenger RNA, 1948 nt
Organism: Cicer arietinum (chickpea)
Lineage: Eukaryota; Viridiplantae; Streptophyta; Magnoliopsida; Fabales; Fabaceae
Product: beta-glucosidase 12-like
Biological process (GO): carbohydrate metabolic process
Molecular function (GO): beta-glucosidase activity
Source: RefSeq, a predicted model, not a curated record